Messenger RNA from Trichoderma gamsii, 327 nucleotides. RefSeq lists its product as hypothetical. Gene Ontology annotation, cellular component: retromer complex; early endosome membrane. The record is from RefSeq and is a predicted model, not a curated record. NCBI's taxonomy places the organism in Eukaryota, Fungi, Ascomycota, Sordariomycetes, Hypocreales, Hypocreaceae. The transcript has 2 exons. Gene Ontology annotation, biological process: endocytic recycling; late endosome to Golgi transport. Gene Ontology annotation, molecular function: phosphatidylinositol-3-phosphate binding. Bases 1 to 327 code for a protein of 108 amino acids.
AUGGGACGCUCCAUGUACACCGACUACGAGAUCCUCUGCCGCACAAACAUCCCCGCCUUCAAGCUCCGCCAGAGCAGCGUCCGCAGGCGUUACUCCGACUUUGAAUAUUUCCGCGACAUCCUCGAGCGCGAAAGUGCCCGCGUGACGAUCCCGCCGCUGCCCGGCAAGGUCUUCACCAACCGCUUCAGCGACGAUGUCAUUGAGAACCGGCGGGCAGGGCUGGAGAAGUUUCUGAAGAUUGUGGUUGGGCACCCGCUGCUGCAGACUGGGAGCAAGGUGCUGGCGGCGUUUGUUCAGGACCCCAACUGGGAUCGUAAUGCGUGGUGA